Messenger RNA from Suillus paluster, 1220 nucleotides. RefSeq names its product optic atrophy 3 protein-domain-containing protein. Bases 277 to 843 code for a protein of 188 amino acids. NCBI's taxonomy places the organism in Eukaryota, Fungi, Basidiomycota, Agaricomycetes, Boletales, Suillaceae. The transcript has 5 exons. The record is from RefSeq and is a predicted model, not a curated record. Gene Ontology annotation, biological process: regulation of lipid metabolic process. Gene Ontology annotation, cellular component: mitochondrion.
UGAACGGGUUCGCUCAAAAGUUCAGAACACUUGGUUCAGCGAUCCGCAACUCCCGAGUCUUUGGAAAGCGGGUGUAAGCUGCGCUGCAGGUCGUGCUCUUUGGAAACCUUUCCUUCUCCUUGUUUUCUGUCUCCGCUGGUUGUCCGGUUCUCGGCGUUAGGUCCGACGGCGCUGAGCUGACGUGUGGAUUCGGCAUCGUGCUCAGUAGACUAGCAUCUUGAACAUUUCUUCUUGCUGCUCUGAGUAUCAAGACUCUGAACUGUACUAUUCAACACCAUGGCUACAGUCAAACUCGCUACCCUCGUUAUUCGAACAGUUGCGAAGCCCAUCUCUGCACAACUGAAGAACCAAGCAAAGCAGCACGAAACCUUCCGUUCUAUAUGUAUUUCCCUUGCCCAGGGUAUGCAUACGGCUGAAAUUAAACUGAGGACAAAUAUUCUCGGCGAACCGGCCAGACAACAUGUGAAGCCAUUAUCAGAAACGAGAGCAAUUGAAAACGGUGCCAACACAUUAGCGGAAGGCUUCUUAUUUUCAGUGGCCGCAUUAUUAAUAAUAGGCGAAACAUGGCGAUCAUCUCGAAAUCAGUCCAAACAGCGAGAUGAUGUCAACGAACGAAUCGAGGAGCUCUCUACGAAUGUCGCGUCCCUCACAGAGCGUCUGGAGAGAAUCCAGGAAAGCUUGGGCGAUCUCGAAGGAGAACGUGCACGGAAUAAUGAGCUGGCGAGGAUUGUAGAGCGGGUGGUGGAGAUUGGGCUGCGAGGUGGAUGGGCAGAGUUUGAAGAUACACCGUUGAAAGUUCCCAGGGUGGAGCUUGUGCCAACCUCGUCGAGGGUACUGCCUUGACAUCGGUGUAUUUUCUCGGUGGGACUGCCAAUUCUCCUUCAAUCGUAUGCCGAGGAAUAUUUCCCGCGUGGUGUUCGCCACAUUCCUUUGCUAUCUACACCUGAAUAAUAGCUCCUCUCAAAGCGCUCUGACGCAUACAUGCUCAUCACAGUAGAGGAUCGACAACUAGCGGCUCUAGUAUGGUUGGGCCUGCGUGUCACAUUCAGACGUCCACGUGACAACUUUUUGAGGCCCAGUGGUCGAAGCACAGAAAUAGAAUCUAAUGAAUUGAGACGACACUUCUAUACAGUGUAAAGAAUUUCGCAAAGGUCAUAGAUGCAAGCAGAGUUUUGUAAUUUGCAAUGUCAAAUUAAUGCAUAUUGAGUCGCUAACCCUAA